Messenger RNA from Drosophila albomicans, 860 nucleotides. RefSeq lists its product as uncharacterized. The record is from RefSeq and is a predicted model, not a curated record. The coding region runs from base 76 to 768 and encodes 230 amino acids. The transcript is spliced from 2 exons. NCBI's taxonomy places the organism in Eukaryota, Metazoa, Arthropoda, Insecta, Diptera, Drosophilidae.
CAAAACAUUCGAAGUGGUAAGCUUGCAUUGAACACAUUAAGUAACCGAAUCGCGAGGCCAAACUGUAAACCAAGUAUGUUACAACUAAAACAUUUGGCACUUUACUGCGGAUUUCUGGCAAUAUUAGCCUGCCAGUUGGCAGCUCAGGAGGAACCCGUAACCACCACUGUGUGUCCGAAUAGUGAUGAUGAUGGUCCAGAUCGCGAUGGCGAUCUGUGUGAGAAUUUUCAAUUAAUACGCGAUCUCAUCGAUCCGGAAGUGUUGGCGAAUUUGAUACAGUCGCACUAUCAAUGCGACUCCAAGUUCCGCAAAGCUUUGUGCUACUAUAACACGUCACGUUUCCAUUUGGUCAUCGAGCAGCUGCAGCAGAGCGAAGCCUAUGCCACGCUGCUCGAUGAGUUGCGCACUGCGGGCGUGAAUACUUCGGCUAUUGAUAAAAUUGCCGACAUCUUUGAUUGCAUUGUGCUGCCCCUGAACACGACGACGAUCGAGAAAUGCGAUUGCAGAGCGGUGCGUGGUCACUCGUUCAUCGGCGAUGUCUUGGCCGCGAUGCCGCAUCAGCAAGUGAGCGAUUAUUCGUACACCUCCAGCGUGAGGAACACGAACUUUGGCAUCUUCAGGGAAACUAUCACCUCGCCCCAAUUCCAGGCCAAACUGCGCAGCAAUUUGCUGAAACGCGAUGUGGUUCGUGCCCUGCGUGUGCUGCGACGCAAUGGCUGGGAUUUGCCAGAGUUGCUCCGGGGCACCAUGUCCAUGUUGUCCUGGUGACCACAGCAUGAUGACUAACAUGCAAAUAAUGUAUACAAAAUAUAUCAGAAUGUCUAUUAAAAUUGUCAAUUGGUUUGUUGUCGUGUCGUAAA